AAAAAUUUGAUGGCCCCUUUGUCUUUUUUUUAGUUAAAAAAUGUUUGCCUGUCAAAAGAGACUUUUAGUUUCACGAUUUCAACAAGUGUCUAGAAUUCACAUUUCAAGCGCUCAAUUAGCUGGUAGCGAAUCAGGUUUAUUUGGAAAACUUAAUCCUUGGGCCAAAAAACAAAGCAAAGAAUCAGUUACCCCUGCACAACCUACAACUGAGGAGCCCGUUGUGACAUUUGACGUUAAAUACGAAACCAAGGAAGAAUUUGUGUCUUGGAAGCGAAAAGAAGUUUUAAAUGAUGAAAAAGAAAUCGAAGGCAUCGUCCGAUCUGUUGUUCUUGAGCAUGUUAAAGAUGCCAAUGACCAAAGUUGGAACCAAGUAGCAUUGACCGAUUUGGAUACAAAGUUUAAGAUAUUAAAAGAGAGCAUGAAGCAAACCGGAAAAGAGGUGCCUAAUUAUAAAUUGAACGAAAUAGAAACAACCCAGGAUGUUGUAGCAGCUCUUUUAGACAACACAAAACAAGAAGAAAGCAAGACAAUCAAAGAUAUCCUUACAGAAAAGCAAGAGGAACUCCCCAGUAAUAUAACAUUUAUUUUAGACAGUAAAUAAAGACAUGGAUGUACGUUGACCGAGAUCAUUUAACAGAUUGUGAUGGAUAUUCCAAAUUCUGUCUUUUGAAAAUAUAUUAAAGUAAAUACAAAACAAUUCUUGAUUCUUCA
Molecule: messenger RNA, 711 nt
Organism: Rhizopus microsporus ATCC 52813
Lineage: Eukaryota; Fungi; Mucoromycota; Mucoromycetes; Mucorales; Rhizopodaceae
Exons: 3
Coding region: 41-601 (186 amino acids)
Cellular component (GO): mitochondrion
Source: RefSeq, a predicted model, not a curated record